Molecule: messenger RNA, 3221 nt
Organism: Manis javanica (Malayan pangolin)
Lineage: Eukaryota; Metazoa; Chordata; Mammalia; Pholidota; Manidae
Gene: NEFH
Product: neurofilament heavy chain
Biological process (GO): intermediate filament bundle assembly; axon development
Cellular component (GO): neurofilament; axon
Molecular function (GO): structural constituent of postsynaptic intermediate filament cytoskeleton
Source: RefSeq, a predicted model, not a curated record
GGUGCUGCCGCAGUGCCGCCUGCCCGGUCCCGGCCCUGGGCUCCCACUCCGCCGGCGGCCGCACCUACUCGGCCAUGAUGAGCUUCAGCGGCGCAGAGGCGCUGCUGGGCGCCCCGUUCGCGCCGCUUCACGGAGGCGGCAGCCUGCACUAUGCGCUGGCUCGCAAGGGCGGCGCGCGCUCCGCGGCUGGCUCGUCCAGCGGCUUCCACUCGUGGGCACGGACGUCCGUGAGCUCCGUGUCGGCCGCACCCGCCCGCUUCCGCGGCGCGGCAGCCACCUCAAGCACCGACUCACUAGACACGCUGAGCAAUGGACCGGAGGGCUGCGUGGUGGCAGCGGCGGCGGCACGCAGCGAAAAAGAGCAGCUGCAGGCGCUGAACGACCGGUUCGCCGGCUACAUCGACAAGGUGCGGCAGCUCGAGGCUCACAACCGCAGCCUGGAGGGCGAGGCAGCGGCGCUGCGGCAGCAGCACGCAGGCCGCGCCGCCAUGGGCGAGCUGUACGAGCGCGAGGUGCGGGAGAUGCGCGGCGCCGUGCUGCGCCUGGGAGCCGCGCGGGGCCAGCUGCGCCUGGAGCAGGAGCACCUGCUGGAAGACAUUGCGCACGUGCGACAGCGCCUAGACGACGAGGCCCGGCAGCGGGAGGAGGCUGAGGCGGCGGCGCGCGCACUGGCGCGUUUUGCCCAGGAGGCCGAGGCGGCCCGCGUCGACCUGCAGAAAAAGGCUCAAGCACUGCAAGAGGAGUGCGGCUACCUAAGGCGUCACCACCAGGAGGAGGUGGGCGAGCUGCUUGGCCAGAUCCAGGGCUGUGGCGCCGCGCAGGCGCAGGUACAGGCAGAGGCGCGCGACGCCCUGAAGUGCGACGUGACGUCGGCGCUGCGGGAGAUCCGCGCCCAACUCGAAGGCCACGCGGUGCACAGCACGCUGCAGUCGGAGGAAUGGUUCCGAGUGCGGUUGGACCGACUGUCAGAGGCAGCCAAGGUGAACACAGACGCCAUGCGCUCAGCACAGGAGGAGAUAACUGAGUACCGCCGCCAGCUGCAGUCCAGGACCAUAGAACUGGAGGCGCUCAAAGGCACCAAGGACUCUCUGGAAAGGCAGCGCUCCGAGCUGGAGGACCGUCAUCAGGCUGACAUUGCAUCCUACCAGGAAGCCAUCCAGCAGCUGGACGCUGAGCUCAGGAACACAAAGUGGGAGAUGGCAGCCCAGCUCCGAGAGUACCAGGACCUGCUCAAUGUCAAGAUGGCUCUGGAUAUCGAGAUUGCUGCCUACAGAAAACUCCUGGAGGGUGAAGAGUGUCGAAUUGGCUUUGGCCCGAGUCCUUUCUCCCUUCCAGAAGGACUCCCCCAAAUCCCCACCAUGUCUACUCACGUAAAGGUCAAAAGUGAAGAGAAGAUCAAGGUGGUAGAAAAGCCAGAGAAGGAAACCGUAAUUGUGGAGGAACAGACUGAGGAGAUCCAAGUGACUGAAGAAGUGACUGAAGAAGAGGAGAAAGAGGCCAAAGAGGAGGAGGGUGAGGAGGAAGCAGAAGGGGGAGAAGAAGAAGCAAAGUCUCCGCCAGCAGAAGUAGCAUCCCCAGUGAAGGAAGAGGCCAAGUCCCCAGAGAAGGCCAAGUCCCCAGUGAAGGAAGAGGCCAAGUCCCCAGAGAAGGCCAAGUCCCCAGUGAAGGAAGAGGCCAAGUCCCCAGAGAAGGCCAAGUCCCCAGUGAAGGAAGAGGCCAAGUCCCCAGAGAAGGCCAAGUCCCCAGUGAAGGAAGAGGCCAAGUCCCCAGAGAAGGCCAAGUCCCCAGUGAAGGAAGAGGCCAAGUCCCCAGAGAAGGCCAAGUCCCCAGUGAAGGAAGAGGCCAAGUCCCCAGCCGAGGCCAAGUCCCCAGAGAAGGCCAAGACUCUUGAUGUGAAGUCCCCAGAAGCCAAGACCCCAGCAAAGGAGGAAGUAAGGUCUCCUGCAGACAUUAAGUCCCCUGAAAAGGCAAAAAGCCCUGUCAAGGAGGUCAAGUCCCCAGAGAAGGUCAAGUCUCCUGAGAAGGAAGUCCCCAGGAAGGAAGAGAAACCCCAGGAGGUGAAAGCCAAAGAGCCCCCAAAGAAGGUAGAGGAAGAGAAAGUUCCAGCCACACCAAAAACUGAGGAGAAGUACAGCAAGAAAGAUGAAGUGCCCAAGAAAGAGUCUCCAAAACCUGAGGUCCAGGAGAGGGAACCUGCUGUGGAGAAGCCCAAAGAAUCCAAAGUUGAAGCCAAGAAGGAAGAGGCUGAAGACAAGAAAAAAGCAGCAACUCCAGAGAAGGAAGCUCCUGCCAAAGUGAAGGAAGAGGCCAAACCCAAAGAGAAGACUGAGGUGGCCAAGAAGGAGCCAGAUGACACCAAGGCCAAAGAACCCAGCAAAGCCGCCGAGAAGGAGCCGGAGAAGCCAAAGAAGGAAGAGAGGCCAGCAGCGACUGAGAAAAAAGACGCCAAGGAGGAGAAGGCCGCAGAGAAACCCCAGACGGAAGCCCAAGCCAAGGAAGAGCCCAGCAAGGAGGGCCCCAAGGCCAAGAUGGAAAAAGCCGAGAAGUCUUCCAGCACAGACCAGAAGGACAGCAGGCCUCCAGAGAAGGCCACAGAAGGCCAGGCCACCAAGGGGGAGAAAUAAAGCAGAGAAAAAAGAACAUCCAGAGCAGCCAAAGAAACUCGGGAGGGUCUGGGAGCUCAAGGAUUGGCGUGAUGAAUUUUCACUUUAUUUCUCUUUUCUUUCGGUAAGAAGAAACUCUUAGAUGAUGGGGCCUAUGAUUCACCAAACAGGAAUUUCUGUUAGCGAUAUGUUAGCAGGAGAGGGCAGUCCUAACCCCUGGCCCCACAUCCCAAUCCCUCCCCAGGCGAUGGACAAUUAUGUUAUGAUAGCUUAUAUAGUUGAAUGUGAUAUAUGCCGAAUGCCAUAUGUAAACACUUGACUGUAAAAACUGCCCCCUCCUUUCCAAAUAAGUGCAUUUAUUUCCUGUAUGUGCAACUGACAGAUGACCGCAAUAAUGAAUGAGCAGUUAGAAACACAUUAUGCUUGGGAUGUCUUAACCUAUUCCUGAAUGCCUUCUGUUUUCCAAAGGAGUGGUCGAGCCCUUGCCCAGAGCUCUCUAUCAUGGGAGAGCUGGAGCAGGUGGGGCUGGGCAUUGGCCACUGAAUCAUGCCAGGGCACACUUUUCCACUGAAGUCCACUUUCAAUUGCUUCUGUGCAAUAAAACCAAGUGCUUAUAAA